GAGAAACAUGAAGUUGCAGUAAUAAAUGGAAAAACAAAUAUUAAAAAGAAUAACUACCUUUUUUUAACUUUGGUGCAACUCUUUUUUUUCGUUUUCUUGUAUUUUGUAUUCUAAUGUAUUACUAAGAACAAUUGUAAGUUAUGUUAAAUAUGUCACCUAUUGAUAAGAAUCUAUUAUUGUUGUUAUAAAAAGCGAAAAUUUUUAUACAAUUAACCUGCCCCACUUUUUGCAGCAAUGUCCACAAUUUUAAUUUAAUUAAUCCGGUUACCCCUACUUAUUUAUUUGAUUUUAUUUUCUCAAGGAACUGUUUCAACUGUAUUGGAAAUUUUAUCUAUUUAGGUUACAAUAAAAACCACUUAAAAAACUCGAUUUUUUAUCAUAGCCUACUAUUUUUGAACAUAUCGUCGUUUUAAUCCAACUUGAUCGCUAGUUAUUUUAUUCAAUAUUAAUAUUAUAUUCAGUUCAGUUUUCCUUGCAAAUUUACUAGUAGUGUUUUAUCUAUCUGCUACAAUGUCAUCUUCGCCCUCAACUCCUUCACCCUUGGUUUCAAAUGGUACGCAGAAGAAAAGCGGUUCACCAGGAAAAACCUCACCUGGAAAAAGCUCGCCGAAGACGAGCCUUUCACCGUUGAAACUCGGUUCACCGGGAAAAACCUCACCGGGAAAAAGCUCGCCGAAGAGAAGCCUUUCACCAGGAAAAGAUUCACCGGGAAAAAUUUCACCUGGAAAAAGCUCACCGAAGAAAAGCCUGUCACCGGUGACAAUCGGUUCACCAGGAAAAAGCUCACCGGGAAAAAGCUCGCCAGGAAAAGCCGGUUCGUCUGGAAAAAGUUUACCGGGAAAGAGCGGCUCGCCAGGAAAAUAUGCUGUGUGCAUUCCAAAAACCAGUAAAGAAAUGAAUACUUAUCGUACGUUGGAGGGAGGAUUUAAAAUCCCUACAAUCGGGUUGGGAACGUCGUUUUCUGAAAACCAAAACAUAGAAAAGGCUAUCGAAGUAGCCCUAUCCCUCGGCUACCGCCACAUAGACACAGCUUACAUGUACAGCACCGAAAAACCCGUUGGCAAAGUAAUUAACGAAUGGUUGAGAACAGGAGAAAUAACCAGAGAAGAAAUAUUUGUGACAUCGAAGUUACCAUUCCAUGGAGCAGGACAUCCGGACGCUGUAGAAUUUUUUUUGAAAAUAAGUUUAGAAAACUUGCAACUGGACUACUUGGAUUUAUAUUUGAUACAUUUCCCGGUGGGUUUUAAUUUUAAGGGUGAUGAAUCAUUUGAUGCUUCAGCCGCUGAUACUGAUCAUGAAGCUCUUUGGAAAGCAAUGGAAAAACAAGUAGACGCUGGCAAGAUCAAAUACAUCGGUCUCUCCAAUUUCAAUGUCAGACAAAUUGAUAGAAUUAUGAAAAUUGCCAGAAUUAUGCCUGCAUGUUUACAAGUCGAGAUGCAUGUUCUACUUCAACAACAAGAAUUGGUCGAGUAUUGCCGAAAUAAUAAUAUCGUGCUCGUCGCUUAUGCCCCUCUGGGAUCACCGGAUCUGAUUAAACUUAAAGAUAUUAUGGCAGUGCAAAUUGUUUUACCUAACCUUCUGGGUAACAACAUAGUAGUAAAAAUAGCUGAGAAACAUAAAAAAAACACCUGCUCAAGUCCUGAUCAGAUUUCUAAUAGAAAAAGGUGUUUGCGUUAUUCCUAAAAGCUCAAAUGCAGACAGGCUCAGAGAAAAUUUCUUGGCAUUGACUUUUAAAUUGGAUGAAAGUGAUAUGGCUGCUUUGACUUCACUCGAUGAAGGUCCCAAAGGAAGAAUUGUAAAUUUGGCGAACUUUUUCCCACUAAUACGAACCCAUCCAGAAUUCCCUUUUUAAUUUUGUCAAGUCUUCUUAGUCAGAUAUGUUUCGUGUGUUUUUUUAUAUUAUUUGUUUUUAGAAUUUUAAAAGUAGCAACAUUGUAUGUAUAGGUUUAAUUUUUGUAUUUCUUUAGUAGAAAGUAAGUUAUUAUGUAAUUUUUUAUGAAUGUGUUUGUUUUAUAUUCUUUAUUACUUUAAAAAUUUUCAUUAUAGCAAUAAUGUAUGCAUAGGUUUAAAUUGUUGUAAUUUUUGAUAAAUUUUGGGUUCUCUUUAUAGAAACUAUUUAAUCUAGUAUAAUUUAUUCCUCUUAAACAUUACAUUUUUAUGAG
Messenger RNA from Psylliodes chrysocephalus, 2162 nucleotides. The record is from the annotation of a GenBank genome assembly. Lineage: Eukaryota; Metazoa; Arthropoda; Insecta; Coleoptera; Chrysomelidae.